This is a messenger RNA of Dinoponera quadriceps, 677 nucleotides long. RefSeq lists its product as uncharacterized. Gene Ontology annotation, biological process: mitochondrial electron transport, cytochrome c to oxygen. The record is from RefSeq and is a predicted model, not a curated record. NCBI's taxonomy places the organism in Eukaryota, Metazoa, Arthropoda, Insecta, Hymenoptera, Formicidae. The transcript is spliced from 3 exons. The coding region runs from base 191 to 553 and encodes 120 amino acids.
GACAAAUAUAUUUUUGGUCUGUUUUUUUAUAGCUGCACUGCUGAAUUGAUACAAUAAGUUAAAAUGGGACAAGUAUAUUUUGUCUUGUUCUAACUCAUUGCAUCAGUUCAGCAGCGCAGCUAAAAAGAACAGACGAAAUACCUCAUUGGAUUCUUCGUCUGUUAGUAACGUCGGUUGCGCAACAAUAAAGAUGUCGUUUCAUAAAUUUAAUCCGUUCACUGGUAGAUUGAAGCCAGCUACAAAUUUCCAACCGUUCUAUCCUCUCUCUCCUACUGCUUUACAGAAGACAGAACAAAUGAUGAUUUACGACACUAUCAAAACUAAACCAGCGACUAUUACAGCUAAAGCUGAUUAUUGCACUGAUAAGCCACGCACAUUAGAUCCAAAGAUGUGGGCAAAAUAUAAACAUUUCCAGUCUGAUCUUAAGAAGCCAGUCUACUUAAUGGGUGGCAGAAAAGAUAAGGUAUUAUUUGGAAUUACUGUUGCAUUGAUUGCUGUUAGUACAGCACAAUCGCUUUAUAUUGUCUUUACAAAGUACGUGACGUUAAAAUAAGAGAAUAUUGUAGAUGAUAGAUACAUAGUUUUUUCUGGCAUUAUGCAUAUUGUAUUAUGUACAUUAACAUUAUAAAUGUUAAUGCUGGAAAGUUAUAUGAUAAAUUAUAUUGAGUCGAAAGUGU